Messenger RNA from Centruroides sculpturatus (bark scorpion), 1687 nucleotides. Its product is annotated as ras-related protein Rab-11A-like. Gene Ontology annotation, molecular function: GTPase activity; GTP binding. The record is from RefSeq and is a predicted model, not a curated record. Bases 101 to 763 code for a protein of 220 amino acids. Lineage: Eukaryota; Metazoa; Arthropoda; Arachnida; Scorpiones; Buthidae. Gene Ontology annotation, biological process: exocytosis. Gene Ontology annotation, cellular component: recycling endosome. The transcript is spliced from 6 exons.
CCAAUUAUACGAUAUCCUGAAGGCAGGGGGCGUUGUCGGUUGCUUCUCCAUCUUGUUUAGUGUCAUUUCGAAGUUAGAAGCGUUCGUUUACGGUUAAACUAUGGGGACCGGGACCAGAGAUGACGAGUACGAUUAUCUAUUUAAAGUUGUACUUAUUGGAGAUUCUGGAGUAGGAAAAAGUAAUCUCCUCUCCCGUUUUACAAGAAAUGAAUUCAAUUUAGAAAGUAAAAGCACAAUAGGAGUGGAAUUUGCGACAAGAAGUAUUCAAGUAGAUGGUAAGACCAUUAAAGCUCAAAUUUGGGAUACUGCCGGUCAAGAAAGAUACAGAGCAAUUACUAGUGCUUACUAUAGAGGUGCGGUGGGUGCCCUUCUGGUGUACGAUAUCGCUAAACACAUAACGUAUGAAAAUGUCGAACGUUGGCUAAAGGAACUCCGAGAUCACGCAGAUCAAAACAUAGUAGUGAUGCUGGUCGGCAAUAAAAGCGAUCUCAGACAUUUACGAGCUGUGCCGACCGACGAAGCCAAAGCUUUUGCAGAAAAGCAUGUACUUUCCUUUAUCGAAACUUCGGCGCUCGAUUCUACAAAUGUCGAAGCAGCUUUUCAACAAAUAUUAACAGAAAUUUACCGCAUCGUUUCGCAGAAGCAUAUCAAGAACGAAAGCGACGGAGACAAUUUUCCGUCAUACAACGAAGGAUCGAUACCGAUAUCUCCAACGGUGAACAUAGAAACGCAGAAGAACCAGCAUAAGUGUUGUCAAAAUUAAUUUUCUAUCCCACAGAGACAUUCUUCUCCAUCUCUCAAAAUGAUUCUCAAGUGGCUGCUAACAGUGAUCAAAUUUGUUUCGUUGUAUGGUUUACAUAUACAUGACACAUUUACUAUAUUAUACAUAUAUAUAUAUAUAUAUAUAUAUAUGAAUUUUGGUAACGAUUUCGUAUAUAAGAUUAUACAUGGUCUUCCUUCAGAUUUUACAACUAUACUAUACUUUUUCACUUACUGUUUUUUGUAUUUAUCUAUGAAAUUUACAGUAUUAGUAUCUUCACUUAACAUACUGCACAAUGCAGUAUUUUAUAUUGUUAGAUGAACAGACACACACACACACGCUGCUUAUUUAACUAAAUUCUUUUGUAGGGAUGGAGAAGCAACAUUCAAUUCUACAGUAUUGGCAAAAAAAAAAAUCUUACCCAUCUACAGUAUUGUAAAAUAUUUUUGUAAACAGACUGAACAACAAUUGUAUUUCAUUAAGACAAUUCCUUAUCAAAUAGUAACUUAAUCUCUUCCUGAUUUAACCUAAUGAUUUUAAAUACCAAAUAUCAAAUCGUUUAGAGAUAACACACUUUUAUAGGUAUCAAAUUGAACCGAAAUCCAUUCCUGCAAACGACACGCCAGUCUGUGUCGCAUUUUACGAAUACUGGACGCAUUCCAAUCAUCCAGGGACGACACAUCUCAAUUCUCCAGAAUAUUUAUAGCGUCUAGUCACAAACCAAAUGAUAUUCAUUUUGUUGUUGUUUACUUAUUAAACAUUAUUAUUAUUAUUAUUAUUAUUAUUUUUUUUUUCCUCCAGUAUUGUAUACAAAGGGGCCAAUCUUCUUGUAGACAUUUAGCAAUUUUGUGAUUUAAUUCAGAUCGUAUAUGUAUAAUGGGGUACGUGUUCUGUUCAAUAAAAUCAUUUUUUUUUUUUCGACAUUAA